Messenger RNA from Ceratitis capitata (Mediterranean fruit fly), 2136 nucleotides. It is a transcript of the gene Sh3beta, whose product is annotated as methyl-CpG-binding domain-containing protein 10. The transcript has 6 exons. Lineage: Eukaryota; Metazoa; Arthropoda; Insecta; Diptera; Tephritidae. The coding region runs from base 303 to 1736 and encodes 477 amino acids. The record is from RefSeq and is a predicted model, not a curated record. Gene Ontology annotation, cellular component: cytoplasm.
CGACUGUUUAAAUUUUAAAAAUUUUUCGAUAUAUUGUAUGAAGUUUUCGCAUAUUUUUUUAGAACUUUAUUUUCUUAAAAUGAUGUCGUAGACACAAUAACUAAAACUGACCUAUACUUUGGCAAUAUUUGUGUUAAAAUAAGCAAAAGCGACGAAAGUGGACAAGCAAACAGCAACGCAGAGUCGCAGUCGAAUUAUAGCAGCGGUGACGAAAAUAAAGAAAAGUGGACAUCGAGGAAAUUAAAAAUUAUCUAAAAAUAUUUGUAAUUAUUUAGAUUAGUUUACGUAUCCAAACUUGAAAAAUGGUGUUAAAAGUUUAUGUUAGUGGAAUGUCCGGAAAUAAGGAGGUUAAAAAACGCCAGCAACGCGUUUUGAUGAUCCUUGACAGCAAGAAUAUCAAGUAUGAUAUUGUGGACAUAACAGAACCGGGCAAAGAAAGUGAAAAGGAACUUAUGCAAACAAAGUCGACUAGCAAUGGAGCGACAGUAAGCGACCCAGAUCCAAGACAUCCACUGCCACCACAAAUAUUCAACGAAGUAGAAUAUUGCGGAGAUUACGAUGCCUUCGAUUUGGCCAACGAAAUAGAUACAUUGGAGCAAUUUCUGAAAUUAGCACCAGCCGAUACAACAGCCGUUUCCAGUGCUCAGCUCGAGCUGAAGCAGGAAAAUGGUGAAGUUAAAAUAAACGCGGACGAUGAGAACAAGGAAAACAAAGAGAAUGUAGAAGUCAAGGCCGAUAGUGAAGAAGGCGACAAUAAAGUGGCUGCCGACAGUGAGGCCAAGGUAGACGUUGGAGAGAGUGCAAACGGUGAUGGUGAAUCCAAGAAUGCUGAGAAUGAAGCAGAGAAUGAGAAACAAAAGGAGGAAGCGAAUGAGGAAAGCGAAACGAGCGAAGAUCAUAAAGAAGCUACAUCUGACAAAGGUGAAGAAGAGCCCGAAGAAACCGAACAAACGGAGCAAACGGACGAAUCCUCAAAACCUACUGGUAGCGAGGCAAAACAAAAUAAUAACGAAGUCUCAGACGAGACGGAAAAGGCAGAUACCAAAAUCGACGAAGAGGAUAAUUCGGAAAAGGUAACGAAAGAAAAUCAGACGGAGAAAUCGGAAACGGUUCAAGCGCAAGAAAAAACCAAUGAAGAAACUGAAGACAAAUCUGCAUCGGGAGAUAUUCUCUCUGAGGAAGCUGAAAAUAAAUCUACAUUUGAAAGGAGAACGCAUGAAGACACAGAUAGUGAGGAGAAAUCUGAAGAUGAAAAGUCUGCGGAAAACGAUUUAAAGAUUGAAAUGACUCUGGAAGGAACCAGUGCUGCUGAAGAGGAAAAUGAGGAAAAAGCAGACAAAGAAAUAGAAGACACAAAGGAAUACGAAGAGGAAAACUCGGAUGUGACUGAAGUUUCAGAAUAUUUAAAAAAAGAAAAUGACGCGAAAGAAAAAAAAGAAGAGGAGCAAGAUGUCGACAAAGAAAAAGAGGAACCGGAAAAAGAGGUUGAUAAAGAAGAAGCUAAAAGUGCUAAUGGUCAGAAAGAGGAUAGUGUCGAUACUGAAAGUAAGGAAGAAAAUAGAAGUGUCGAUAAAAUAUCGGAAGAAAAGAGACCAGAAAGUCAUAACGGAGUAGAAAAGCAAGAAUCGAAAACUGAGUCAACGGAAAGAUUUGUAGACAAGGAAAUAGAUGCAAAACUAUCUAGAGGAGAUGAGGAGGAAAGCUCUAGCGAAGAAGAUGAAACAGCUAAUGAAUAAUGAUGAAAAACCACAUCAUGCUUGACAUUGGAUUAUCGUAAUUAAACUCAUUUUCAUUUCACCAAAAAUAUUUUAAGUGGUAACCAAGUUUUGAAUAUUCACAAAGUUUUUCAUUAGUUAGUCGCCAUUUAUUUGUAAAUUUAAUCAUGGAACACUUUUUAGCAACGGUUAUGUGUAAUACACCUGCUUAAAUCUUCUUUUAAUUGUCUUUAUGUUUGCUGUAUUAAAUUUUAAACACACAUACAUAUUUGUAAUAAUUUAUUUAUCAUUUCUGGAACUUUUUAAUAUACAGUCUGAAAUAAUAUCACCGCCAAAAGACAAAGCUGGAGAACACUCUUCUAGAUCAAAGCGCAUUGCUAAUUCCAAUGUGGAAGACUUGCUUGAGGGUGAGAAAGGGCCA